This is a messenger RNA of Leptonychotes weddellii (Weddell seal), 1030 nucleotides long. RefSeq names its product junctional adhesion molecule 3 (gene JAM3). Gene Ontology annotation, molecular function: protein heterodimerization activity; cell-cell adhesion mediator activity; integrin binding. NCBI's taxonomy places the organism in Eukaryota, Metazoa, Chordata, Mammalia, Carnivora, Phocidae. The record is from RefSeq and is a predicted model, not a curated record. Gene Ontology annotation, biological process: cell-cell adhesion; cell migration. Gene Ontology annotation, cellular component: plasma membrane; protein complex involved in cell adhesion; cell-cell contact zone.
UCUAGCUGCGCCGCGAGCCCGCGGCCCCUCAGCUCCCCUCGUCAUGGCGCUGAGGCGGCGGCCGGCGGUCCGGCUCUGCGCCCGGCUGCCCGACUUCUUCCUACUACUGCUUUUCAGGGGUUGCUUGAUUGGGGCCGUGAAUCUCAAAUCCAGCAACCGAACCCCAGUAGUACAGGAAUUUGAAAGUGUGGAACUAUCUUGUAUCAUUACGGAUUCACAGACAAGUGACCCCAGGAUUGAAUGGAAGAAAAUUCAAGAUGACCAAACCACAUAUGUGUUUUUUGACAACAGAAUUCAGGGAGAUUUGGCAGGUCGUGCAGAACUAUUGGGGAAAACCUCUCUAAGGAUCUGGAAUGUGACCCGGACAGACUCAGCCCUUUAUCGCUGUGAGGUGGUUGCUCGAAACGACCGCAAAGAAAUUGAUGAGAUUGUCAUUGAGUUAACUGUGCAAGUGAAGCCAGUGCCUCCUGUGUGCAGAGUCCCGAAGGCUGUACCGGUCGGCAAGUCGGCCACGCUGCACUGCCAGGAGAGCGAGGGCUACCCCCGGCCCUACUACAGCUGGUACCGCAACGACGUGCCGCUGCCCACCGACUCCCGAGCCAAUCCCAGAUUCCGAAAUUCCUCUUUUCUCUUGAACUCUGAAACAGGCACCCUGGUUUUCAAUGCUGUUCACAAGGAAGACUCUGGGCAGUAUUACUGCAUCGCUUCCAAUGAUGCAGGCUCAGCCAGAUGUGAGGAGCAGGAGAUGGAAGUCUGUGAGUUACUUUUUGAAAAUAUUUCAUCUGAAGACUGGCAAGUGGAUAGAACAUUUUUAAUAUUAGACCAUCAAUUUAGACAACUGGUCAGCUUUCUUCUGGAGAUGACUGGAUUCACCAAAACUCACUCGGGUACAUUGAAAGGAAAGAUGAGAAAGUUUUGAGUAACAGCUAAAUGACUAAUAAGUGAUUACUUGCAAUAUGUUUAUCUCCUCAAAAUAGACUUUCUGGAGUCUUGUGAUGUUGGGAACAUAGUUAAUCGUGUUGCUUUUAAC